AUGGAUCUAGCCAAACACACAAGACUUCAAAUAUUGGGAUGCAUACUUCUUGCAUCACUUGCACUAACAAUGGCUGAUACACCACCGGGCAUAGCCAAGAACCCAAGCCAUGCAACAUGUAAGAUCAAGAAGUACAAACUAUGCUACAAUUUGGAGCAUGUUUGUCCCAAGUUCUGCCCUGACUCUUGCCAUGUCGAAUGUGCUUCUUGCAAACCCAUUUGUGGCCCUGAUCCUUCCCCCGGCGAUGACGGUGGAUACACUCCAUCGGCUCCAGUUCCACCAGCUUCACCACCGCCUCCGACUCCUACACCGUCCGUGCCAAGUCCCACUCCUCCCGCUUCACCACCGCCUUCGACUCCUACACCGUCCGUGCCAAGUCCAACUCCUCCCGCUUCACCACAACCUUCGACUCCUACACCUUCCGUGCCAAGUUUAACUCCAACAGUUUCACCACCGCCUCCGACUCCUAUACCAGCCGUCCCAAGUCCUACUCCACCCUCUUCACCGCCACCUCCUACUCCUACACCGGCCGUCCCAACUCCUCCUGAUGUUACUCCCGUUCCUCCUACUCCUUCCGUUCCAAGCCCUGAUACUCCCACCGCACCACUCCCUCCAUAUUCACCACCUGCGACCCCAACUCCUCCUAGCUCCACACCAGGGACUCCUACGCCUUCCGUCCCAACUCCUCCUGGCUCAACUCCUUCUCCUUCGAUCCCUGUUCCAAGUGCUCCAAACUCUCCUCCUUACGUUCCCCCAUCAGAUAGCGAGGAAGGAGCAGGAGCCAGAAGGGCCAGGUGUAAGAAGCAAGGCUCUCCUUGUAACGGAGUUGAGUACACUUGUCCAGCCCGUUGUCCUCGUUCAUGUGAAGUUGACUGUGUCACUUGCAAGCCUGUUUGUAGUUGCGACAAGCCAGGAUCUGUUUGCCAAGAUCCGCGUUUCAUCGGAGGAGACGGUCUCACCUUUUACUUCCACGGCAAGAAAGACUCCAACUUCUGCCUUAUCUCCGAUCCUAACCUUCACAUCAACGCACAUUUCAUCGGUAAACGCAGGUCUGGUAUGUCACGUGACUUCACGUGGGUCCAGUCCAUUGCUAUCCUAUUCGGCACUCACCGUUUCUACGUCGGAGCCCUCAAGACUGCCACGUGGGACGAUUCCGUCGACAGAAUCUCUGCUUCUUUCGACGGAAAUGUGAUCUCACUUCCUCGGCUAGACGGUGCCACGUGGACUUCUUCCCCUGGAGUUUACCCUCAGGUCUCGGUCAAACGAGUCAACGCUGACACUAACAACCUUGAGGUUGAGGUAGAGGGAUUGCUUAAGAUCACAGCAAGAGUGGUGCCAAUAACAAUGGAAGAAUCAAGAAUCCAUGGCUACGACGUGAAGGAAGACGACUGUCUAGCUCACCUCGACUUAGGCUUCAAGUUCCAUGACCUUAGUGACAAUGUUGAUGGUGUUUUGGGACAGACUUACAGGUCUAACUACGUUAGCCGAGUUAAGAUCGGAGUCCACAUGCCUGUGAUGGGUGGUGAUAGAGAAUUUCAGACCACCGGACUUUUUGCACCUGACUGCUCAGCCGCAAGGUUCAUCGGUAAUGAAGGCAGCAAUGGUAGCCGGAGCAAAAUGGAGCUCCCAGAUGUGAGUUGUGCCAGUGGCGUUGGUGGCAAGGGAGUGGUGUGCAAGAGAUAA
Messenger RNA from Microthlaspi erraticum, 1683 nucleotides. Lineage: Eukaryota; Viridiplantae; Streptophyta; Magnoliopsida; Brassicales; Brassicaceae. The record is from the annotation of a GenBank genome assembly.